UCCAAAAAACUUCAAAAAGCAAACGGCUGGCGGGAGAGGAACCCUAAGGCAGAUACAGCUACAGUACAAUACAAUGCAUUUGAUAACUACCAAGAAAAUGAUGGAUUUAAAAACAAUCCUUUCUUCCUCGUUAGUUACGCUUAAAAAAAGUUCUAUUUCUUAUAAAAUCUUCAAUGGCUUCACACUUUCUUCUCUUUUUCUCUUUUUAACUAUUGUUUUUUUCUCUGCGUAACUUCAAUGGCUUCCCAUUUUUCUCUGCAACUGCUCAAGCCAUUUCACUUCUCAAAGUCUCUUGGAUCAAAAAGCAGAAGUGACGCUGAUGUGCCCAGCUUCUUAAAAUUGAACAAGAAGGAAUGUAGGAAUUUUCUCUUUCAGGAGAAUAGAGUUUCACUUGAAUUUUUAUUUGCACAUUACACAUCUUCACGCUGUGUUUCUCUGAGAGCAUUAUCAUCUGGGGUUUCUUCUACCUCUGGUGAAGAAAAUGAUGGCGUCAGUAGUGCAGCUGUGGCUAAAGUUGACAAUAAUGAAAUAGAGUUCAAUCGUAUAAAUUGUCUUGUAUGGGUAUUGCAUGAAUCUGCUGCAAGCUUCUCCCUAGCAGUUCAGUCACUUGGACUGCCAGGAAGUGGUGCAGAGCUUGCAAUGGCUUGGAAUGGGAAAGAUGUCCAUGAAUGGCAUAAAAUUAUUGCCUAUCAGGUUGCUGCUUAUGCUUUGUUGAAAACGGCAAUUGAAGUAGAGAGUCUGCUUUCACUCGAUCGACACCACAACGCAUCACUAGUUAAAAAAAUCUUGACCCCAAAGAUAAACUUGAUGGAGGAAUACAUUGAAGGUCAAUUGAAACUGAAGCAUGAAGACUUAGUAGAAUGGUUUAGAGUGGUAGAAUUGCCUCAUAUAGCAGGUUUUUUCAUUCCCUUGCUGAAGAAGUGGUCCAUGGAAUAUGCUGGAAGUGGUGUUGCAGGAAUAAUUGUAGCAAUAAGCUGCUGUGCUGCUGUUGGGAAACUGGGUUCUAGAAGAAUUUCUUGUCCUAUGUCUACGUCAACAAUUGAUGAUGUAUUAAUAGAGCUGAUGGAUCUUUCACACAGUCUUGUUGAAGUGGAAAAGUUGCACCAGUUAGCAAUUGAGGCAGGAUUUGAACUCAACUUCUUGUCACAUUUUGGAGCAAAGGUUCUGCCUUGCAACGAAAUUGAAGAACUAGAAUUCUGGAUUGGGUUAGCUCAGCGAAAACUCUCAGUAGCAUUCUCCAAAGAAACUAUUGUUAAAGACACGAAAAGCUCUCUUGAAAAGGUUCAGGCAGACAGUUUGGCUACUCUUGGACUUUUUGCAUAUUUGGGAAGGAAGACUAGACUUUUCUUGUCAAGAAUGAGUGUUAAAGAUCUCGAUGAACUGGUUAAAGACUUCCUCGAUUACUUGGAGUGUAGCAUCCUUUUUAUUUACCCUGAAUUUGCUUCUGUAUCAGCAUAUGAAUGUUUCAUGGAGGUAGUAAAUGAAGAAAUUGGAUGGCUUGAUUUCUAUGCUACAUGUAGUCCUCUGAGAAAUCAAGAAAGGAAAAGGUCACAGUUCAAAAAAAAAGAAAGGAAAAGGUCAAAGCAGCAUCCAAUCCAAGCAGAGAAAGAGAUUAUCCUAUCCACAGUAUUUACUGUUUGCUAUGAUGUCUUCUCUGGCUUUGCUCACUUCAGCCGUUCAACUCAACAGCCCUUAGAUGCAGAAUCACUGGAAUUCUUGCUGCGGAGCCAAAGCCUGUUAACUGUAUGUCUGGAAGAUUACCGGGCUGUUUAUGAUAGAUCCUGUGAACUGCGGAAGAUAGCGGAUGGAGGUACCUCUGAUCACACACUGUCUGCAGGAACAAGGGCCACAAACAAAUUACCAGUUGCAUUGGAAGUACAACAGAAGCCAAGUGAGUUGAUGCGACAGGGAUGCUUACAAAUUAAAUCUCAAGAAGGCACUAAGCUGAGAAAGGAGCAGGCUGGUAGCUCUGCUGUGACAGAAGUAGUAAGCGUUGCAGAGGUCCCCGAAACCUCCACUAACUCAAGUUCUCUGCAUCAGAGUUUACUUAAGAGAUAUGGAGUAAAAUUAGCGUCUACAAGUUCUGAUGUAUGGAUGGGAACCCAGUUGCUGUUUGUAGACAUCAUUGAUACUAUGGAAUUACUCUUGAAGCAAAUGCGCGGCCACAAAGUUUCUAGAAGGGAAAGAAGGAAGUUGAAGAGAACACUAAAUGACAUUGCUACACUUAUCCCAAUUACAAUUCUCAUGCUACUUCCUGUAUCUGCAGUAGGUCACGCAGCCAUGCUAGCCGCCAUAAAGAAAUACGUGCCAAAUUUGGUAAUGAUUCCUUCUCCAUACUCUUCCGAGCGACUUGAAGUAGUGAAGCAACUGAACAGGGCUAAGAAGAUGGAAAUUCGAUCGUGGAGCAACCUUCAAGAUCCAUCAUCUAAUAUCAACCUUGAGGAGUCAUCUGCUAAUCCUACUGUCCAAUGAACCUUUUGUGCUAUAGUUGCCCUCUCCAGAAUGCCUAUAUUAUUUAUGCACAGUUCGUAAAUACACGAUACAUGAUACUGAUUCAUACACAAGCCUAAUUUAACUUCACGUCUUCAGGGUAUAGUUUGAUAUCCAUUUUCUUCUGGUCUGCGUAUGCGUGUAAUUUCUUUAAGAGGUAAUUACUAUUUGCCUCUUAUGUUUUUUCAUAUUAUACUAAUUAUUCUCUAACAUUUAAAAUA
Molecule: messenger RNA, 2711 nt
Organism: Ricinus communis (castor bean)
Lineage: Eukaryota; Viridiplantae; Streptophyta; Magnoliopsida; Malpighiales; Euphorbiaceae
Exons: 14
Coding region: 238-2472 (744 amino acids)
Biological process (GO): intracellular monoatomic cation homeostasis
Cellular component (GO): mitochondrial inner membrane
Molecular function (GO): ribosome binding
Source: RefSeq, a predicted model, not a curated record